Messenger RNA from Lodderomyces oxycetoniae, 1527 nucleotides. RefSeq lists its product as uncharacterized. The transcript has a single exon. The coding region runs from base 1 to 1527 and encodes 508 amino acids. NCBI's taxonomy places the organism in Eukaryota, Fungi, Ascomycota, Pichiomycetes, Serinales, Debaryomycetaceae. The record is from RefSeq and is a predicted model, not a curated record.
AUGAGGAGUAGCAUAACAGACAGCGGUGUUGAGGUUAUUUACCCAACACAAGUGCCUAGACUCAAACGUGAGUAUAGAACAGUCAAUUCGGAAAUUGCUUCUCGAAUGGAAGCAAGAGCUAAUACUACCUCCGAAUUCGACACAAGCACUGACUACACAUUCAGUCCCCAGAACAUUAGUAGUUUCCAUUCACCCUUUAACUCUUUGAAUCCACAUUUAGUUGUUAGUACUCCUGAUCAGAGCAAAGUCAGGUUUCAAGAGCCUCACUCUUUGAGACAUGGUAAUCUUGGUAUGUUUGACAAUCCGGUAGCGGUAGCGAUGCCACCAUACCAAAAUAAGGAAUUUUUCCGUUUUUUACAAACAAUGGCCAAGGACUUGGAAAUAGAGUUUUCUGAAAACUGUGAAAAGGACAUUAUUGAGAAGGUUUGUGACUUGAAGAGAUCUUUAAAGAGUAAUCAGUUUCAAGCUUCAAAAUACUCUGAGGAAUGUCGUGAUCUUCAAGAGAGGUUAAAUAUCAAGCAAGUAGAAAAUGCCAAACUUCAACAACAAGUAGAUCAAAGUGCCAAUGAAGCAAGAAAAACCUUGUCGGAUUUGUUAGCUUGUAAAAAGGACUGUGAGACAAUUGAAGCAGAGCUGUUGAAGAAAAUGGAAUCACAAGAAAAGUUGAUUGGAAAGUUGGAAAGUGAAUUGGCUAAAGUAACCAAGAGAGAAGCUCAAUUGGCAAAGGAAAACCAAACUCAAACAGCUAUAAGCAAUGAGAUACAGAGUUUGAGCAAAACCCACGAAACAACAUUGAGUAAAAAGAAACAAUUGGAGACGGACUUGUUGAAUUUGCAGGAGAAACAAAAGAACUUGGUCAAGGAGAACCAGGACCUCAAGGCGUUAAUUCUGUCAAAUGAAAAAGAAUUGCAGCAACUCCGAAAACUAGCAGAAGCAGCAAAAGAUUCAACUGAAGAAAAGAAGCAGUUGGAAAAGAAGAUUGCGUUUACCAAAUCCAAGUAUUUGAAGAAAAUGAAGAAUGUUGAAAACGAAUCAACAAAGAUUAUCCAUCAAUUAUACGUUGAAAUCAAAAUUUUGAAAAACAUAAUUGAACUACAUGUUGAUAACUCGAAUUUGGCGUCAAACGAGUUAACUUCGCCAAUUGAGGAAAUAAAAUUAGAGUUGGAUAAACGGUUGUUCACAUCUCCCGAGUCCGAUUCUAAUGUGUUAUACUUGCGUCAACUAUACGAAAACAGGUAUAUCAACGCUUUAAAUGAAUCUAAGGAACUUUUAGACUCAAACAGGAUAAAUGAAACAAUGAUUGUAAAUCUAUUUAAAUUGAGUAUUGGCUAUUUCGAAAAAUUGAUACCUAGACAUGAAAAAAACUCAUACUUUAAUUUACUAGUUAAAGAAUUGCACAAUAGAAAGAUUUUGCUGAAAAAUGACCUAAAUUUGAUUAACAAGUUGGUCGAGACGUUUGAUUACUUAUUUGGAGAAGUCAAUUCAAAGAUGACAGAAGUGGAAAAAAGGGCCAUACCCAAUCUAUAA